Messenger RNA from Paramisgurnus dabryanus, 2621 nucleotides. RefSeq names its product carbonic anhydrase XII (gene ca12). The record is from RefSeq and is a predicted model, not a curated record. Gene Ontology annotation, cellular component: plasma membrane. Gene Ontology annotation, molecular function: zinc ion binding; carbonate dehydratase activity. Lineage: Eukaryota; Metazoa; Chordata; Actinopteri; Cypriniformes; Cobitidae.
CUCGCUGGGAUUUGACACAGCAACUAAGUUUGGAUGAAGUCAACGUGACCGAGUGAUAUUUUGUGAUGGGUUCUCGGACGUCAUUGUUUAACACCGAGGUAUAAAAGCCGGCCGGUCACUGUUUGUCUUUUGAGUCGAUUACUGAGGGAGAAAUGGACAUCAAGAGCCGACACAUUUAUACAAUGACCACUACACUUGCGUUUAUCAUCCUCAUCGCGUGCCCAAUCGCAUCCAGAGGGGCGAGAUGGACAUAUAGUGGGCCUGAUGGAGAACCCAACUGGCGCGCAAACUACCCAUACUGUGGAGGAACAUUUCAGUCACCCAUAGAUAUCCAAACACAGCUGCUAAGAUACGAUCCACAACUAUCACCCAUCCAGGUCCAAAACUACAACCUGUCUGCCAACGAACAGCUUACUCUUCACAACAACGGACAUUCUGUGAAGAUAUCUUUGCCGUCUCACAUGUACAUUUCCAGCUUACCUAACAGAUACUCAGCAGCUCAACUUCACUUCCAUUGGGGCUCAUCCAGUUUGCUUACUGGUUCUGAACACACUGUUAAUGGAAAACAGUUUGCGGCAGAGAUGCAUGUUGUGCAUUUCAAUUCUGAUAAGUUCCCCAACAUCUCCAUGGCAGUGGACAAAAAAGAUGGAUUGGCCGUGCUGGGAGUUUUAAUUGAGAUCGGAGAGUUCAACCCUUGUUUUGACAAAUUCUUAAAACACAUUGAUGGGAUAAAGUACAAGGAUCAGAAAAUAAAGGUUCCUGCCUUUAACGUCCGUGAGCUGUUACCAGACACUCUGAAUGAAUAUUACCGCUAUGAUGGUUCGCUGACAACGCCACCCUGCUUUCCUAGUGUGCUAUGGACGGUGUUUAGGAAACCUGUGACCAUUUCAUACGAACAGUUUUUGGCGCUGGCCACAUCUCUGUAUGCCUCCUCUGCUGAAGAUUCUGCUCCCGUGCCUCUCUACGGAAACUACCGGAUGCCUCAACAACCAGACAAUCGAGUGGUCCUGGUCUCCUUUAGUGAUGGUGAGUGACUGCAUGGUAUUUUUUCAGUGUCAUCCCCCUUUGAGAGAAGACAAGUUGUCCAGAAGCUUCUGGCGGGUGAUCUUGCUGACCUGGCUGAUGAGGGACUCUACCAACUUCUGCCAAAGCCCCAACCUGGAUUAAACAGCAAGUUGAAAACCACCAAAAGAUGGGGUCUUCAUAACCAAGCCAACAAAGUUCAAAGCAACACCGGUCCCAUUAGGAAGAACUUGCUUAGACACGGUUAUAAAGAUCUAUGCUUUAAAACCCUAGAGAAUGAUGUGUUACAUCAGAUACAGAGACAUAAUGCAAACGGUCAGAUGGUCGAGGCUUUGAGAGACGUCGUGUUCCCGGAGUUAAACCUCAGGAGUUUUUUGGAUUGCAAAUCUGAACUGGACCUCCAGACUAUAAGGCAACUCGUACAGGGAAGAUCUACGGAUGAGGCAGCUGAGCUCGAACAAUCGCUGACCAAAGCCAUGCGGAAACAGAUGAGGAAGCAUAGACAUCCAAACGCGAAAGCCAUUACGGGGCAUCCUCGAGCUACGUUCCUGAAGGACUUCAGCUUGUCCUCUGUCUACCACAAACCUCAGCAUGUUGAAUGGGAGGAUUAGAGCCUCAAACAUCCCUGGAAGCUUCGAUUUCUGCUGUAGUCAGCUACGCACACUUAGGAUUUAGUCAGCUCGGCUCCUAGGGCUCCAGCAUAAAGUUUGACUAAUAUUAAUUUAGUUUGACGGGACUCCUCCGAGACUAACAAGUUUUGCUUUUGUUGUUCUUUGAUGCAGCAUUGUGGCUACGACUUGAUCAAACAGAUGUUUGUUUUGUAGUUACUUCCUAGUUACUUUGAACCGGGUUGUGCGCUAGACACAACAUUUGCCAGACGUAAACGUGGAGAAACCACAAAAUAGACUUUACAUAGCUUCAACAUCUGAUUUAUCUGAAAGCUGGUCUUUGUGUGAUGACACUGCCUUUACUGUUUUACUGUAUGCACAAGAAAUACAAAAGCCCCAAAUUUUAGGGCUUAUUUUUAUAUUUUAUUAGGGAAACCUGAGCUGUAUGUCACAGUAAAUAUUUUCUUUUGCCAGGAGUGGUUAAGAGUCAUGCAAAAAUUAAAAGGCACAACGUUUGUAGUGUGAUCUGAAAACAGAAAGUCUUUUUGUAGACUUUUCCUAUUUAUAAAUUAUAUUAUACACAUGUGCUUUUGUUAAAUGUCUAGACUGCGCAUUGUAAAAUAAAAUCAUAACUUACUGUAAAUGGCAAAUAAUUGUAUCUUUCAACCAGUGUCGGCCAGUGACUUCUCUUGUGAGGGGUGUAAAUUCAAAAUAUGUGUUUGGUGCGUCAUAUGAACCUAUGUGCAUCAUGCAUCAUGUCAAAAUACGGGAGGGUUUAUGAUAAAACACUAACUUAACUUAUCUGGCAACGUGAGGUUCUCUUUUAUCAUAAACUCCUUUGAAACGUCUGCAGCAGGCAGGUAUUUUGGCAUGACGCGUAAUGCACAUAGGUUCACAUGACACGCCAAACACAUAUUUUGACAUGACGGGCUAAAUACAUGUUUUGAUGAGCUUUGCAUCGUGUGCACUCGGAAAAAGAAGUCACCGGCC